GUGGAAUUAACUUUAGAUUCAUCAUUCAAACAACAUUCAACCAAAUUCAAUAAUUUCUUUAAAUUCUAAUUGGUUAUUUAAACUUAACAUCACAAUUGGUGUUUUGUAGAACUAUAAAUCAAUAAAUACUCUUCAUCAUGCCAUACGUGGCUAGUGAUGGAAGAAUUUUGGAUAAACCACCAAUAACGAAGAGGAUUGAGCUUUUCUUCGUUGGGAUUUGGACGUUUCUCGUUUUCUUUUUCAAAACACUUUUUGGUGAAAAUGUGAAUAAAUCUGGAUCGAAAUAUACAAGAGAAUAUCGAGGUGGAGGGGGAAGUGGUUAUGGGGGAGGGGGAGGUGGGCCUGCUAAUUCAGGACCAAGACCACCACAAAGACGACUUGGACGAAUAGGUAGAAUGAGUGACGUUUCAUGCCCUCCAAUGGGAGGUGGAUGAGGUUAAGCAUCGUACAGUGUAAAUGAAAAGGAAAUGCAAUUUUUAAGUAUUUUCUUACGCUGUACAACUCUUACAAAUUGUUUGCUAAUAAUGGAGAUGAGUUCUAAACACAUUUUCCAAUGUAUGACGAUAUUACCAUAAACCGUAUUGCGGCCGGUAAUCUCUGAUGAUUUUAGCAUCAGUUUGUAUCAUUUAACUCAUUCAGCUCGGAUGAAGGUCUACUUUAUAUUCUCUUUAAUUAAUAACUAGCAUAAUUUUUUUUAAAUAAAAUGCCUAUUUUAUAAAUUCUUUUUGUUCAUAGUAUGAUUUAAAAUUAUAUGAC
This is a messenger RNA of Chironomus riparius, 756 nucleotides long. NCBI's taxonomy places the organism in Eukaryota, Metazoa, Arthropoda, Insecta, Diptera, Chironomidae. The record is from the annotation of a GenBank genome assembly.